Messenger RNA from Oncorhynchus gorbuscha (pink salmon), 5077 nucleotides. RefSeq names its product THAP domain containing, apoptosis associated protein 3 (gene thap3). NCBI's taxonomy places the organism in Eukaryota, Metazoa, Chordata, Actinopteri, Salmoniformes, Salmonidae. The record is from RefSeq and is a predicted model, not a curated record. The transcript has 4 exons. Bases 1063 to 1725 code for a protein of 220 amino acids.
UUGAAAACGGUCGGACAUAUCGGACAGUCUCCAGUUAUUUUAUAUAUCAGUGACGUAAUGAAAGACGGACGCGUUGUCACAACAAAAUACGUUCGGCUACAUAUAUUGUGAAAUUAUUUUGAUGUAAUAUAAAAGUAUAAGGUUUUGUUGCUAGAACCGUACCGUAUUUGGCUGUCAGUGUCAGAGCCAAUUCGUCUCUAAACAGAACAUGUAGUUAACUAAGGUUCUUUGAAUAUAGAAGGAUUAACGUUAGGCUCCUUUAGUCCAUUAUUGUGCUAGGGUUUACUUACGUUUUCCAGGACCGAACUUGAGUCCGAAUCGUUGCGUGUUUUAUAUAAUUGACCCCACUUUGUUAUCCUCUUCAUACCGAAAAAGUGGUGUACAACUGACGUUAAUACGGGAGUUAGACGUCAAACGAAAUACGGAAGUGAAACGAUAGCACACAAUUAGCACCACUUACUUUUUAAACUACGAGGAACGAACAGGACAAAACGAAAAAUAACACAACGUUGAGUUGCCUAUGUAGCCGUUGGUUGUUGAGUCAUUCUGGCGCAAAAGCCUCAAAGUUCCCAACAAUAUAGUGUCACCUGUUCUGGUGGUCCUAGUAAAAUGGGUGCUUUCCAGAGCAACUGCAACAUGAUUGUAAUCGAUGUGCACUUUGGAUUCUGCGCUCUCUAAUCUGAAAUAUCAUGUUUAAUCAAUAUGCUAUUACCAGUGUUGGGCGUACAUUUUUAAUCUUUGGUCUUGGAGACACACAUUUAAUCAAUACAUUCUCCAAACAGAGAUGGUCUAAAGGGGUACGAGAUGGGACGAAUAGACCGUGCAUAUUACGACAUAUGAUCAGAGACGGAAGAGGAAGCAAGACAUCCCACACCCUCAUUUUUUCUGGUUCAUAUACAUUAGACCAGACCACAGUUUAUAUCGCAUAGCCACCCUGGAACCAUGUUUAAGGAUAAUCGCUUCAUUUAUAUUUAUAUUAUUAUAAUAUAUUUGGUAUGAUGACUCUUUUGAUAUACUGAGGGGCGACGACCGUCGACCGCCAUCUUAGUUCAGGGCAAUAUCAUGCCGAAAAGUUGUUAUGCAUAUAACUGUACCAAUAGGUACAGCAAACAUACAGAUAUUACUUUUCACAGAUUUCCUUUCAGCAAACCAACGGUUUUUAGACAAUGGCUGGAUAACAUAUGCCGAGAUUAUUUUUAUCCAAAAAAACAUAUGGUCAUCUGCUCAAUUCAUUUUACUACAGAUUGUUUCAGCGGUUUAGGCAACCACAAAAACCUGCUGUGGAAUGCUGUACCCACUCUCUACAUUCCCACCACCAAAUUAAAAGAAAGUCAGGAAAAAGGCUCAAAAUGCUUCCAAAGUGUGUCAGUGUGUCCCAAGAAAAGAUGGAAACACAGAAUGGCCUGGACCCAGAAGAGAAACUACUAUCCAAAUCUGCAGAGGGCAACAAGAAACAUGUCGUCAUCUCCGAUCAGUUACUCGCUGUCCGGCCCAUGUGCAGUGAAGGCCCAGCUAUUCAAAACCUUGGAUACCAACAAAUGGCUCAACAGGUUACAAAUGAAGAGCCAGCUGAUCAACAAGAUGAGGUUCAAAUUGAAGGCAGCACACACCGAGUUGUCAAGUCUACGCAGCUGGACGAAUCUGUCCAGGGCUGCUGGUAAAGUAUCUAUAUGGCUAAGUGUACAGAGGAUAGCUGUGAAUGAUAUCAGCCGACCCAUUAAUUGACAUUGGUUUUAUUGGAAAGCUAUUUUGUAAUGGAACACAAGGAGUUUAAUUAAUUUGCUGAUCCUCUUCUGAAAACAGUCUUGAAGACAGACUUUUUCCAAUUUCCUCUUGGUCAAUUAGUGAAAAAUAUUUAUUUUGGAAAGCUUUGCAGCCCUAUCCAUCUUGCUGACAUCUACAAAACAUUAUUUGGAUAAUAAUAGUAUACUUUUCCCACAAGUUUAAAGGGACCUUCCUGGACUGAGUUUUUAUUCCUGAAUUAAAAUACAAAUGAAGUUGAAAAAGAUUCCAUUGACAUUUGCGCAUGUAGGCCUUUACAAACAUGACCUGAAUGUUUUUUUUUCUAUAUAUAUAUAUAUAUAUAUAUUUCAAAAAUACAAUUUCAUGAACACAUACGUUUUCUAAUACAUUCCCUAGAACUAAAGUGUAAAUGCAUUAGAUAUACAUGUCAAUAAACCACUCAAGUUACAUAACUGAAUAUAGGCCUAGAUCUCAUGCCUGUUUUUUUCUGUACUUUAAGUACAGUAUGUCAUGUUAUCAGAGUCAGGUCAGCCUUGUACUAUUCACUGACCUGUCAGGCACAGGAACACCCAGAUGACAUAGUCUUAUUGGGCAAUCAUGUCAGUAGAUACAUUGAUCUGACAGUUCAAACCAUACAGAAGGUGGGGUACACUUCCAAUCAACUUCGGGUUAAAAUUUUGACUAAUAGUUUGUUGUACAAAACAAUUGUGUGAAAAAAAUAUUGUUUCCAGCUCAAUUUCCAAACUGGGCUUUUGCAGCUUGGAAGAGAUUUUAAUAAUAUGGCAAAUAUAUAGAAGUGCAUUAAUACAUUCAAGAGGGUCACAUAGGCACUGCAGUGUCCAUACAGUACUAAGUCAUCCAUUACGAGCCAUACCUGAAAGGGGAGAACUUUGAGAUUACGACCAUUCCAUUUUAAGUGACUUUAGACUGAUUUUCAUUCAAUAGGGCAACCCCCUGUUGAGUACUUUUCUGCCAUUUCUCCUCCUAUGGACAACAAUAAAGAGGGGAUAUGCAGGACUUUUUUAGGACACAAGGAGUAAGUUGGUGUCUCUAUAAUUACAAGUCUGUCCAUCCAUUGUCAAACUAUCAGUUUAACGUUGUGUAAUGUCCCAUUCGGUCCAGAAAAUAGGUUCCUAUGUGUCGGCAUCAAUCCUGUGAGCUACAUGAGGGAAAGAGAAGGAAAAAAAAACAGCAAUUGAAUACUGUUGAACAGAAAUACAGUUUGUUUUAAGAAAUGAAACUCAUGUAGUUGAGCAGACACAUUGAUAAGGCCACCUACAUUGUUUUGGUAUCCUGAGUGCUUCCCCUUCAGGAGAGAGGACUUGAUGCAUGACUCCCUGGAAUUGAUACAGUAACUUCAGACUCUUCUCCUCCCCCACACAGGGGUCAUAGAACCCAGGUAGUCCUGACUGGGAGGACAACACACAAACAACAUCAGUCAUCAUCACAGACCUGUCAACCCUACUUAUUACACCUAAGGCAGUUUAUAGUUUUAUGGUGUGUUUCUGUAACCCAACAAAUGGCAUUAACAAUAUCAGUACCAUGUACUGUACCAUGUAUCAUACUCCGAAAAAAUUUGAAUGGACCAAAAUGACUAAUACUGAUAUUUUGCAUUCAGUAAUGCCAAAGGAAAGGGAACUCUGGGAAACUAAGUUAUGAUAGUCUAGUAACUAUGGCUGUUUACCUUUGUGGCCUCUGUGAGGAUGAGUUUGGAGUCCUUCACCAGGCACUGCAGCGGAACAGUCACAUCGAUGACCUUUGCCCUCUCAUGCUUCUGAUUGUUGUCCGUCACAAACUUGCCGUACCAGGCGUUGAGGAUGAUGAGACCUGAUCCAGGAAACAUUAUCCAGUCAGCAUGUUGAGUCACUCAACUAAUUUUAUAGCUUCUGUAACGUGUUGUUAUACUGAUCACUUCUGGUGCUGACAGAAGCCCGUUUACCCAUUUUAGAUUCCUCAGUUUCAAUGAUCCUGCGCACAGAUUCCUGCAUUAGCAAAACCUUCAGAAGAAAAUCGAGAUGUCAGAUCAAGCUGCUAACAUUCACACACACACAAGAGACCAAUAGAGCAUCUAAUAUUGUAAGGAAUGUGUGUUUGCUUGAUGCCGAUAUACAUUAUGUAUUUCUAUGAGGAGACAGUGAACUCACAGCAGACUCUGCCUCCUGCCUCUUCCUAGCAAUGUCCGAGGCUGAACUCUCCCGGUGCUUCUCCAGGUCCCUAGACAGUGGAGAGGCAUAAUGGAUGAAUUAAUAAUACAUUUAUUGAACUUCUACAGCGUUUUUCAUAAUAGAAAUCUCAAAGCGCUUCGUAAGAAACAAACAAUGCGAUAUGAAGGCUGCAUCCUCUGCAGAUGGAGAGGGUCAGCUCAUGGUUUGAGAGGAGAGAACUGGUCAGAGGAUGGUAGAUUAUAGAAAUGGAGUCUUGGUGAGGGCAAGUCUGGGAACCAGCCGUAGUCAUAUACACACUGGACUUCUGCUCUGUGAAGCACCCACUUUGCACUAGAAAGCUCACAACACAGUUCAGAAUAGUAUCCAGUCGUCCUCACUACGAGACCUCUGCCUCAGCACUGCUGGAUUCUUCUGUCUCCCAUUAUUAUCACGGUUAAAGCGACUCCUCACAUGAUGCUCUCAAAAGAUCAGGAACAGGCAGCCAGGUGAAAUAAAAAAAGCUGGUACUGAGUCCAAAUGCAUUUCAAACACGAGCCAGCUAGCUAACUAACCAAGCCAAAAAUCUAGGAAAUCAGUGUCUCGAAACCACCAGAUAUAAGCAAUAAAAACAAAUCCACAAAAAUCCACAACGAGGGAAAAAAAAGCACUUUAAAAUAACCAAAUAUGCGCACACACAAUUAGUUUACUAUGACUUCUAUUAGUAAAGCCAAGCUACGAAGCUGUAAGGCCAUCGCACAAUGAGCAGUUGAAAUAGUGACAGACUAACAUGAAGUGUAGAUAAGUGGGCAGUCUUACUGUUCCUUCUGGGCACGCACGUAGGGCCUGAUGACGAGUCUCUGAAUAGCGAGGUAGAAGACGAGUGGUCCAACCGUGGCGUAGAACACUGCACUGGGCAGGAGCUGGUCAGUCAGAUGGAUGGGGAAGAAAUAUGUCUGGCUGGCUCGGUUCAGCCUGUACAAAGAAGAUGCAUCAUCAAUAACGAAGUUUCCAUCGAACCAUUUUUACGCGGGUAAAGUAUCUGUUGUAUUAAAAAAAUGUCAAAUAAACUCGACGGGCCUGAUGCCAGUAAACGGUCCAAAUGGCGACAGAACAAAAAUAUACAAGUCAGGUGUGGAUAACAUUUUUGUUGGUGAAAUAAAUCAUGUGAAACAAAUGGCAGUGAAAAUGUU